Messenger RNA from Plasmodium cynomolgi strain B, 366 nucleotides. Its product is annotated as VIR-like CYIR protein. The transcript has a single exon. The record is from RefSeq and is a predicted model, not a curated record. Lineage: Eukaryota; Apicomplexa; Aconoidasida; Haemosporida; Plasmodiidae. The annotation marks the transcript as partial.
GAGGAUGCUGAAAAAGCUGUAGCACUUUAUAUAAUUCAUGAAGAAGAUUUCUUUUCACAACUUAGUGAAUCUUCUGAUUUUGAUCAACUUUGUAAUGGAAUCGAUAAUAAUCUAAGCUCCAAAUGUAGAGAAGUCAAAGAACUUUGCAUUAAACUAGAACCUCAUUUAGAUAAGUUAAGUCAAGCGGGUGAUUCCGAAAGUUAUAAUUACUGCAAUUGCAUACGUUAUUGGUUAUAUGAACAAAUAAGUGAAAUUCAUACUGAUAAAUCUGCAAAGAUUGCUGAUGUACAUAUGAUGCUUUCUGUUCCUAUCAUUUUGAUGAGAUAUAUUAGUUAUGCUUAUCAAAUUUUGUAUUUCUUGAUUUAA